UCGGAUGGUUAGGAGGUGAGGACAACAAUGUUAGAGCUCAGUGUUUAUCAAUAUAAAUAACACCUUUUUUUUAAAUCGUCUGACAACUUUAGACAAACAGAAGGAAUUGAUUUUAAUAGUUAAGAGCAACGCUUUUUUGUCUGUUUGUUUACAUACAGACAUUGUUCUUGGACUGCCCACCUGAUUAUAACCAAAGACUGUUCAAGAAGAAGAAAUUAUAACCUUUUUUUGUGUUUUCCGAUCCUUCCUAAUGUUGUCAUCGGUAUUUUCCACCGUUAUGACACAUUAGUAACUGUCAAGACAGACUUGUUCGCUAGAGAAAUGGACUUGAGCGGUGUUUUGGAGUGGGACGUCACGUCUGCUUCAGUAAAGUCAACCUCUUGAACUGUUUUGUACCAAACUAUUAACACUUUUUAAUAUCCAUGGAGUCUGUGGGGAAGUUUGAAUUUAACAGGAAAGACUUGAUUGGUCACGGUGCCUUUGCAGUUGUGUUCAAAGGAAGACAUAAAGAGAAACGUGACUGGGAAGUUGCAGUGAAGUGUAUUAACAAGAAAAACUUUGCAAAAUCACAAUCUCUGCUUGGAAAAGAAAUCAAAAUAUUAAAGGAACUCAAACAUGAGAAUAUUGUUAGACUCCUGGACUAUCAGGAAAUGGGAGGAUGCGUAUAUCUUGUCAUGGAGUACUGUAAUGGGGGAGACCUGGCAGAGUAUCUUCACUCAAAAGGCACCCUAAGCGAGGACACCAUCCGUGCAUUCCUUCAGCAGAUUGCACAGGCCAUGAAAGUCCUGCAAAGCAAAGGCAUUCUGCACAGAGACCUCAAACCCCAGAACAUUUUACUCUGCCAUCCAGAAGGACGCAGAUCCAGUUCCAUCAAUACCAGUAUUAAGAUAGCUGACUUUGGGUUUGCACGGCACCUCCAGACAAACACAAUGGCAGCCACUCUGUGUGGAUCUCCCAUGUACAUGGCUCCCGAGGUCAUCAUGUCCAAAAACUAUGAUGCUAAGGCCGACCUGUGGAGCAUCGGUACUAUGGUUUACCAGUGUCUGACCGGAAAAGCACCGUUUCAUGCCAGCACACCACAGGAGCUCCGUCUCUACUAUGAAAGCAACACAACCCUGUUACCCAGCAUCCCAAAGGAGACUUCUGCAAACCUAAGACACCUGCUGCUGGGGCUGCUGCAGAGAAAUCACAAAGAACGGAUCACCUUUGAUGAGUUUUUCCACCAUCCCUUCUUGCAGACAAGCUUGUCCACAAAGAAAUGCUCGCCAGCUGCGGUCCUCCCCUACCCCUGCUCAGGCUCAGGCAGCUCCUCCAGCAGCUCCUCCACAUCCCAACUGGCCUCACCUCAACAUUCCGAUGGGGAGAUGCACCAGCUUCAGGCUCGAGUGCCUCCCUCACCUACACAGGACACCUCCAGCUUCCCCCAGAAAGACACAGCCAAUCAGGACAGCAGAAACACACCACUGUACACAGAUGAUUAUGUCAUGGUGCCUGCCCAGUUUCCCAGCGAGUACACAUGUGAGGGAGAAGCUGGAUCACCCAUAGAAAGCUGUCUGAUAUACAGUGGGAGCUCAAGACAGGGAGAGAGAGGCUAUGGAACCAAAGGAGCGGCUGCCAUACCCCCGUACUUCCUACAUUCUCCACCCAAGCCUGUUCACAAUCCCGGUGAAUUAGACGGCCGUGGCUGCCGUCGGUCGGUGCCCAUUCCUGUCCCAACUCAGAUCCAAAACUACCAGCGUAUGGAACAGAACCUACAGCCUGUUGGCUUGCAUGGCUCCACCAGGGUCACCUUAUGCUGUCCUGGUAGCAGCAGUGCCACGCCACCUUAUUGUGGAGGGUGUAGAGCUCCAGGUCGAGGUGUAACCUCCAACUCUCCCAGGCUGGCAGCUGGAGGAGGCCAACCACAGCCGUCCUCGCCAUUAGUUGGACAGACCCCAAAGAGCUCAGAGCAGACUCUGCCACUCAGCACAAGGACUGGACUGCUUGCUGACUCACCUGCUGCAGAGGUCACCUCCAGCUCCAAGAUGAACCUUCAGCCCAGAAAGCCAACCCGAACCAGGACUGUCCCAAACCUGCAAACCCUUAACCCUUGUCCUGCUUCCCAGACAAACCCCAGCCAGAAGUCAACCAAUAAAAAGGGUCCCUUUAAAAGAUCGUUCAGCGCUGGCAGGCUGUCCGACAUGCUGCUGAAGGCAGCAUUUGGAGCAAAUCUAUUUGAAGAGGGAAGUGACGAGAGUUUCAGCUGUGACAAAAGCAUGGAUAUAACUGCUCCACCUGCUGGGAGCCCUAAAGUUUUUCAGUUCUCAGAAAGCCCACCUCCUGCAUUCUUCACUAUGGGUUCUCCAUGCCAUGGAAACACUCUUCAUGAUGCCAUGGUGCCGAGGGUGUUCUCAGGCUCUCCCAGCUACAUUAACUCACCCUGGCAACCCCGCCCGCUCCAGCGAGGAAGCCGAAGAAACAGUGAGGCUGAAGUCAUGGAUGCUAGUCCACACAGCAAUCUGAUUUUUAACCCUCCAGAGCUCCCUGAAGAUACAUUAAUGGAGAAGACUCAUACAGAUGCUCUGAGCGACUUGCGAUUCACUUUGGCAUUUGUCCACUGUGUUAUUGAGUUGGCUUCCUCAAAGGACCCAGGGUUGGAUGCCAUUAGCAAUUCUGAUAUUUCUUUUCUAGAGCAGAGCUUGGUGACGGAUCAGAUCAGCCUUUUGAGUCGAGAGUGGAGCUAUGCAGAGCAGUUAGUGUUGUACAUGAAAGCUGAGGAGUUUCUGUCAUCAGCAAUGCUCACUGCCAAAGAAAAUAUUAAAAAAGGCAAACUCCUGCCCUCUUCUACGGUCAAACAAGUGAUCAGGAAACUGAACGAAAUGUACAAGAACUGUGUGACCUACUGUCGCUCCCUGAACGAUCGGCUGCAGACCUUCUUACUUGACAAGCAGAAGCUUAUGGACCGCUUCACUGGCCUGACUGCAGAGAAGCUCAUUUACAACCACACUGUGGUCAUGGUACAGUCUGCUGCUUUAGAUGAGAUGUUCCACUAUGGUGCAGCAUCAGUCCAGCGCUAUAAUAAGGCCCUUCUGCUCAUGGAGGGUCUGUCCCGCAUCCUCACAGAGCAAAAGGACAUUGACAGCGUAGAUAAAUGUAAGCAGUGUAUUGAGCGGCGUCUCUCAGCUCUGCAGAUGUAGGAGCAUACACUGAGCUUCACAACUGCAUCCACAGAAGCUGCGUUAUCCUGCAUCGUCUGUCAGCCUGGAGCGUUGCUGGAUCUUCCAACACAAAAGCACUUUGAUCUCACAAAGGAGAAAUGGGCAUUGGAGGAUCUUCUCCUGUCCUAUUAUCCUAACUGUAAUAGGGACAUAAAUGCACAGAAAAGACUUUCUUUCUGUUUCGUGCACGUCUUUGAACGCAGAUUGUGUCAUGAUUGUUGAAAUGCUUCAGUCAGAUUAAUCGCGUUCAGUAUUUAUUUUGUUACAGACUGUUAGUGUGUUUCUUUUUUCCACUGGUUAAUUAAUACGAUAUUUUAAGUGUUAUACUUGAAAGAAAUUAUCUGUAUUCGUUUUCUUUUUGUGCUUGAAACCUUUUUGUUAUGUGUCAUUGAAUGUUCACCAAUCAGCAAGAGUGUGACUGUUUUGAUAAAAUGACCAAAUAUUGUCAAAGAAAAGCAUUAAUAGUAAAACUGUACCGGGUUUUGUCCAUUUUUCCUAAUAACAGGGAAAUGAAUGUAAACGUAACAAAAGUGUCCUUUGGCCUCAUAUGGAGUACUUGCUAUAUGACUGGCAGUCUUAAAGUGUGAUGUGGGUAAGAAGUACAUCUUGACAUCUGGACGAGACUUAGUUUGACAGUAAGAUAUCCAGCUAUCCCUCAGGUAGUGACACAUUCAGCCAGGAGGUGCUGCAUGCCACAUUGCUUCGGUUCAUGUGCUGUUUGUGUGCACAUAAUCAAUUUAAAAAUAAAAUGAGAUGAGAAAUAUUUUGGGAUUCAUAGAAACGUUAAGGGUGAGUGAAUUUGUAUUUUCUUUCCUUUUUUUUGCCUGAUUGGGCACCUGGUUAUUACAAUUAAAUAUUUAAUAUUUUGUGAACAUGUUUGAUAGAGCUUUGUUAGAAGUUGUCAUUUUCCCUUUUUUGUUUUGUUUAGUUUUCUUAAAGUGCAAGCCAAAUUUGUCAGAAUGAGUUGUUACACACGCUGUAUGGUGAAAAUAAAUUUUAUUUAUCAACAGAAGUCUUGUAAAUAUUUCUACUUUUUCAUGAUGAAUCAGUGUUGAUUAAAUCAAUGUCAAACUUUUUUUGGAAAUAUGAUCGAAUGUGACACUGUAAUUACGUCAAAAGUUCCUAAAAUUGUCUGAAUGUGAGGGUUAAUGGAGGAGGAUGCUCCUGUUUCUGUAUCUUGAGCUGUUUCACUAAGUACAACAUUAACAUUUAAGUGUUAUUUAUACACUGAAAUUAAAAACACAUUUUUUUUUCUUUUAA
This is a messenger RNA of Cololabis saira (Pacific saury), 4457 nucleotides long. Its product is annotated as serine/threonine-protein kinase ULK1-like. Lineage: Eukaryota; Metazoa; Chordata; Actinopteri; Beloniformes; Belonidae. Gene Ontology annotation, cellular component: cytoplasm; autophagosome. Bases 423 to 3176 code for a protein of 917 amino acids. The transcript is spliced from 27 exons. Gene Ontology annotation, biological process: autophagosome organization; peptidyl-serine phosphorylation; protein autophosphorylation. Gene Ontology annotation, molecular function: ATP binding; protein serine/threonine kinase activity. The record is from RefSeq and is a predicted model, not a curated record.